AUGGGUCGGAUGCGGCUAUCGGAUGAAAGUGAUGGAAGCGACGGUGGAAAUGAGUGGAGAUGGAAUGAUGAAGGACUCGAGAACUUGUGGAAGAGGACUCGAGGUUGCGAAAGUGGAACGAUGGAAGUGAAGCGAGGGGGAAACGAUAAGUGGAUCGAGUCACGACACAAGAGGUUUGGCUCUCCUCUUGAUACGGUCACUAACAAGGUCGAAACCAGUUUGAGGCUUCCAAGAUGGCAAGAUCAAUCGGACAAUCGGAGGGGUAUAAUUAUGAGACGUUGCCUGAUAUAUGUCACCUUCACGAUCGUCGGAAAGGCUUUCGUCCUCACACCGAAUGAUAGAGUGAAGAAAUCAGAAAAAGAGAGUCAAUGCACGAGUAGAUUCGUGGGGAUAGAAGAUGGGAAAAAAGUGCAAGGAAUAAUCAGAAUCGGGUUGACGAUAGGUAAUACGUCAUACAACAAAAACGGAGUGGGGUUGGAGACUGAAAUAGAUGAUAUCAAUUACGGAGAUAUAAAAAUUGGUACUCCUAGGCAACGUUUCACAGUCGUGUUUGAUACCGGAAGCAGUGAUCUUUGGGAAAAAAAUGCAUCUAUCAAAUACGGGACAGGUGCUCUCACAGGCAUUGUAAGCAUUGACACUUUCGAUGUUGGUGGAAUUACAAUAACCGAUCAGCACUUUAUAGAGGCUCGUUCUACUCCGGAAGGUGACCCGCUUCGAAAGUCAACCUUUGAUGGUAUACUGGGACUUGGGAGUCCUGAACUUUCUGUGACAAAAACUGUUCCUGUCUGGUAUUCGAUGAUGAAACAAGGAAAGAUUGAAAAGAAAAUUUUCUCCAUAUGGCUUGGGAGGUCUAGAGACUCUGGAGCAGGAGGGGAGAUAGUGCUCGGAGGCACAAACCGAGCUCAUUAUACGGGACAGCACACUUAUGUUACCGUUAUAGGGCAUAGACACUCUUUCCAAAUGAACAACAUAUUUGUCGGAAAAGCAGAUACCAAAAGAUGUUCAAGAGGCUGCAAAGUGUUUGUUGACUCGGGCACUACAAACAUUACUGGUCCAACGGCUAUGAUCAAGGACAUCAAUGAUAGAAUCAAACUAUCACCAGAUUGCAAAAACUUCAAGAAGCUGCCUGAUGUAACCUUUACAAUAGGCGGAAGGAGUUUCUCAGUCCGUCCACGUGAUUAUGUACGUCGGAAGAGUGAUAAUCUUUGCACAAGAUACUUGGCAUGCCGUUCAUUCGAGCCUUUCAUACGGUGUAUGACUACACGAAACCACCAAAUGUGA
This is a messenger RNA of Camelina sativa (false flax), 1281 nucleotides long. The record is from RefSeq and is a predicted model, not a curated record. NCBI's taxonomy places the organism in Eukaryota, Viridiplantae, Streptophyta, Magnoliopsida, Brassicales, Brassicaceae.